AGAAAUCAGGACAAAAGAGAAGAAACGUCAACAAACGGUGGAGUGUCAUCCCGGGUCCCUCCAUCCGGGUUUCGGCGUGUCAAUCUUCAAUUCUGCCCCUCCUCUGCCCUCAUAACCGAGUUCUACUUUCCUUGUUGACACGCUUUUCCCGCCACGCGGCACCAGGUAAACAAACAAACAAACAACAACAACAAACAACCGAAGGUGCGUGUUGACACAGUCGCCAUUUUGGCUCGAUAGGGGCAGAGUUUGGGAACUUUCCGCGCGUCCCGAGCUGGUAAAACAGGAGACACGAGGGAUCGUGACCCUACAGGACUGCAGAGCAGCUCUUGUCGAACGGUUGGUAGAUUCCGGCGGGCCUGACAGCGACAUGGAGCCGAGUGGGACCGCGCUGCUCGGCUCGGUGUGCCCGUCCUGCAUGCUGACCCUCCCGAACCAUACCCAACUACAGCACCACUGGAUACAGUUCCACUGCAAGCUGCCCGACGACGAUGCCGAUUCAGACGAAGGACUGCCCACGCCUCAAGACAUAGAGUCUCAGAGUCACACCUUCAAACUCAAGACAUUCAACAAGCGCCCCAAGAGCUGCAGCCUGUGUAAACAAGUCAUCUGGAACGAGGGCCUUUCCUGUAGAGUCUGCAAAUAUGCCUGCCAUCGAAAGUGCGAGCCCAGGGUUAUGACGGCAUGCGUUCCUCCGGUGAAUUACGAGUUGCCAAGCAAUGAAGGCCUCGCAAGACAGAAUUCUUCAAAAGCACAACCUCCAACAACUUCAAAAACCAUGAUGUCCUCACAUGUCCGCCACAAGGGGCCAACCAAGGGUCGCGGCCAGUAUGGGGAUGACUCCUUCGACCUUGACCUUACUUACAUCACAGAGAGGAUCAUCGGGAGGCAAAGGAAGAACAGGAGUGGUGAUAGCAGCCUACAUGCACUAUAGUAACAUCUGUGCCAGUGCUGAGCAGGCGCUUGACAGGUUUGCCAUGAAGAGGUUUUACGAUGAGAAAGUUGCAGGGGUGACACAACCAUCCCAGAGGCGAUAUGUACAUUACUUCGCUGGUCUGCUGUCAGGAAACAUCAAGAUGAACAACAACCCUCUGUUCCUGCACAACAUCGUCAUCCAUGGCAUCCCUAACUUCGAUUCCAAAGGAGAAGCUCCCUCUAAGUUGACAACCACAAAACUAUUCAGGAACUCUAGAAAAGCAUUGCGGCGGAUUUUAGAGAUUGGCUGCAGACCCUUUGUGAAGAUCUAUCAGGCCAUGCAGCCCAUCUACACAACUGGAGUUUAUAACGUGACAGCUGACAUGAGUAGGAUCUGUAUCGCAGUGGAGCCGGGGCUACAGCUGAGAGGGGACAUUCUGAUCAAGUGCUACCAUAAGAAGUACCGGUCGGCCACGCGUGAUGUCAUCUUCAGGGUACAGUUCCACACGUGUGCCAUCUCGGAUUACGGGCUCAUCUUUCCUAAGGCCGAGUUGGACGAAGCUUUCAAAGAUGAUCGUUUCCCGGAUAACGGAAAGAUAGAAUUCAUCUUCUCAGCUUCACCCGCCCCCAUGCAAGGGAACGGAAUCGUGAGGAACGAAAAGACGAUCGCUGUGGACACAAACACCAACGAUCCGCUGAUCCGGUGGGACUCGUACGAGAACUUCAACCAGACAAGGUCGGAUAGUUCCGAGUGUGAAGUUGAAGUGGAGCACGAGCGGGGUCCUGUGGACGGGAGUCUGUAUGCACAAGUGAGGAAAAAGGAGCGCAAGUCGUCGUCCGACCGCGAGAACGAGAAUAUUCCGAGCCCCACGACCAACGGCCCGACGAGCCUCCCCAACGGGCCUGCGACGUUCUCCGUGAGCAGCGACUCGGGGAAUUCUUCCACCACGGAGCGGAGUGACAGGGGUGAGUUGUCGCCAUACUCACCCGCUAUAGAUCCAAAUUCUUCCAACCUGGAUGAACUGCUGGAUAACGUUGAGCUGGCGGUCGAGAAAAGCGAACCUAGAAUGGUGAAUGGAGUUUUUCCGGAAACGGUCGAGACCCACAGUAGGAAUGUUGAGGUGGACGAGGCAGGGAAUGUUGUGUCACAGGAGUCCAAGUCUAGAGUAUGGGAGCUGAGACAGAAUAAGCCUGGGUCGAAAAUGGAACAGAGAGUGCAAACGUCACACCAGACAGUGACGAUCCAACAUCACACGGUGAACGGGAAAGAUGUGCCAAAGGUCGAGAAGUACGAAAAACUGGAAAUCGUGAACGGCGUGAACGGACCGGCAACGGACAGAAGCCCCGGCGGAAGUUACAAGCUGACGGAGUUGGACAGAGAGACGGAUAUUCUAGACGAUUCGCCGCCCGUGAAAUCGCAGCCGAGAGGACGGGAUCCUAUGAUGGAGUUACACAUCGGCGACCUGCAGGGCCCUCCCUCACCGGAAAACAUACAGAACGUGGAAGUGCAACAACAAGUGCGGAGGGCGUACACUGUAAACGUACAACAACAACGCAACAGCCCACAGAUGACCAACAGGUCAAAACCGGCCGCAUCCAAUCCGCAGCCGGACAAACCGGUGAUGAACGGCCCUAUCCGCGCUAACCCGGUCCCAAGCAACCCCUCCCCUCAGGCGAACAUUCGCUCCCCGCCCCCCGUCAGCGCUUCCCCCACCCCCGAGGAAAUGGCCGGUUUGACGUGGCUUCAGCAGCAGCAGCUGAAGCUGAAGAGAAAGCGGGAAAUGCAGAGGUUCGGGCAGACAUACGCUCCCGACUACAGCACCUCCUCCUCACCUUUACAGGCCCACCCUGGCUCCAGCCUCAUCACUACGACAAGCGUACAAACAUUUACAUACAACACAACGUCUACCUCUUCCCCGCUUGCUGCCAGCCCGCAGUCCUCUCCGCAGAUUCAGACCACCAGCCCUGCGCCGGGGCGAAGCGUCACCGCCCAAGCGACCGUCGUCUCCCAACAGCCUCCGCAAAAGCAGGUGGUGACGCAGGAGAAAACCUUCCAGGAGUACACCAAUGAACUUCUAAGUAAGAAGCCGCCGGCGCCUCAGAGGAUGCAUUCGCCAAAGAGGUCGGAAAGAAAACAGGUCACGCCGACGACGACUGUCACGGUAACGCCCGUGCUGGAGAGGCCUGCAUCUCCGCAGGUGCCCACCAGGAGUAGCAGCAGAGACGCGAUGAUGCGCCGAGGGUGGCAGAGUCACGGAAGGCCUCUCGGGCGACAAAUGUCGGAUACAACGCACGACAGAGAACGGCCGUUCGUCCAACCGAAAGGUUACGAGCCUCUUGUUACGACCACGCCGGUUCAACCGUACCAGUCGACGUCGUACACCUCAUCAUAUUCGUCGGUUUCUUCAACACCGUCUAGUUCGCCUCACAUUGGGCUUCGCGCCACGCCGCCGCCAACUCGGAAGGCCGCCCCCGAUCCCGAUUUCGGAAUUUACUCGAAGGCUGAAAUGGAGGCAGACCAAGGGGCUGAGAAGAAAGGUUUGGUGGGACAGAGAGUGAAGGAGUUCGAAGGAACGUUGCGUUUUGCGGGUAAUUGGCCUUACCGGUUGGAGAGUGAGAUGGCGGGGACGAUGCAUGGAACAGGAAGUCGAUACGUCAACGGAACAAGUGGGAACCCACAAGAAAACGGGUCCCACCUUGGGUGGAAUGACUACCAUUCAAAGCUGCGCCAGCUUCAAGAAGACCUCAAAGUGGAUGAGCAGAGGCCGGGACCCUCGCGGUACUUGCGGCGCACACGCAGCACGUCCGGGUACGAGUCGGACAGCGCCACCUACUCUCCGCCGUCCCUCCGGCGCCGGGAACCCGUGGAGAGGUGCCUCUCUCCGGAGCUGGUGCACACGCUCUCGAAGAAUCCAGGAGCAAGGCCUAAGGAGCUGUUCACAUUUGAGGAAGAGGAGGAAGCUAAUGAUGAAGUUUUUGUGGAGGAGGAAUUGUGGGAUUACAAUACCCCUAUUAGUAAAGUACUAAGUGAUAUCCACAGUUAUCUGGAGGAUUUGGAUGAAGCCAGUCAGUUGGACCGCGGGCAGGGUUUGCGUCGCCCGACAAGCCCCGACUCGGUCGACGGUUACGGGGAACCGACGACCCCAAACUUCCCCGUGACCCCACGGACUCCGUACGCCAACUUGGGUAAGAGCCCGACCGGCAAAUCACCAAUCUAUGGAAAGACGCCUCUCUCGGAGCUGGGACUGAAGGGGAUGGAACCAAUAUCACCUCCGUCACCACCACAAGAGGGACAGAAAGAUCUGCUAGCACGCAGUUUUGUGGAGCAGAGGGCAGAGAGUGCAGUCAGGAAGGGCUUCAAGCCAGGGGAGUUGACACCGAUGACGAAGUGGAGCUACACUGCCAAGGCCACUGGGCCCAAGUACACGCAAGCAGGUGGCGCUCCACCUGACCGCGAGCCAGAGAUGACCACCCCCAUGGAUCAGAACCUGACCGUGGAGGUGGACUCGCUCACGGCUGAUCUCACCAGCAGCUUUGUGGGAGGGGAGGAGCCCAGGGUUUUACCGCAGGCGCCGCCUAGUCCUGACAUCUGGGAGGUUGGGCCGACACAAGUGAACGGGAGAGGACCAUACGACCGUGGGCCAGGUUCGUAUGACCGUGGGCCGGGAUCGUACGACCGGGGGCCUGGAUCGUACGACCGGGGGCCUGGAUCUUAUGGCCGGGGGCUGGGAUGGUAUGGCCAGGAAGACGCGCCAAGGACGGAAACGAAUGUCUUGCAGAAGUCGAGCAUUCUGACGACAACGGUCUCGACAACGAAAACUCCUGGAAGGCAACCAAGUGAAGUGCGGGUGCAGGAAAUAGAAGUGUCUGCCCAGAACUCAGCUUCACCCAGGGGCAUCCCCAGGAGUGCUUCCGUCAGGCCAGAAAACCCCGUUCUUGGAGAAACAUGGGAGCAACAGCGAUCGGUGUCGCCGGUGUCAGUUGAAGCGUCACCCCCUAAUCGUCCUGUAUCGCCUCAGAAGACAGCUAUCUCUCCUGUGUCAAGGGGUGCACCUUUGCAUAUUGAGGAGGAGGAGGAGCCUGCUCUCACCCCCACUAUUCUCAGUCUGGGCUUUAAGCAACUGUCAGGAGAGGAGCAGAAGAGAAACGUUUCUCCUCAACCUAGGUCACCUCCCAGAGAAAGGCUCCCGGCGGAAAACAGUCACCCAAUCACGGCGCAGCGGCAGCAAGUGUGGUCGCCUCCAGACAUGUCGGUUACCGAGGUCGAUUUUCAACAGACGCGACGUUCCCCUGUGCACCAUGAGCUGCCGCGCCCAAGGAAGAAAACGUCUCCAGUGGUCAUAGAGAACAGCUACGUUUCCAAGCAGGAAACCCAACGACCUUUAUCUCCUACAAGGAACAGAAAUGCAUCUAGCCCAGACUACUUUAACUACUCACACAAACAGGAGGUCGUAGAACCCUGGGAUUUCAGCCACCCCUCCCCUCCCCCCCAACGGAGGGCAGUCUCGCCCCUCCUUACUACAGUCUCCUCAACAUCAAGGACAGUGACAGUAACUGGUACAACUCAGCCACAGUCCCAGACUAACAACCCGACUUUCCUAACUUCGGAUCCUCCACUGUCCCAAGAGCCAAAACCAUUCCCCAAAGAACACCAGACAAAAACUGUCACGUUCACAAGGGAGAGGACGGCUAACAGUGUGAACAGCCCCCCACCCCAGUCCCAGAAUACUCAUUACAAAACUCCCAACCUCCCCCUCUACCAAUCACCAUCCAGAGAGAGAGGUCUCUCACCUCCUAGGGGUUAUCCGAGGGCGUUGACCCCUCCUGAGUCCAGGAGAAAGGUGUCGCCACCUUUAGAGGACCGGACUCCCUCCCCACCUUUUGACGUUAUAGCCCUACCAAGCGACACAGAGGUGUUUGUUGAAGACAUAGGCCUCCAUUCUGUCCCCCCUGGCUAUGCUGCUUUCCCACCCUAUACCCCAUCCCGGACCCCCUCAACCUCUUCUACAAGAAGCUCGCCAAACUUUCUGUCUACUUCUAAAAGCGGUGAGAGCCACUACAUGUUUCUGGACGAGUUUAGCCAGCAGCUACAAUCCCAGCAGGCUCGCUACGCCACGCUCCAGCUCCCCCCCUCCCGACCCGCUCGCUCUGAACCCCCCCAGGAAGCCAGGUUCCCUGUCCACCUGUCUACCCCCUCUCCCAGCAGUGAGGGGAUGCGACCUGAGCGGGCUUCGCGACCCAAAUCCCAACCUGUUCAUUACAUCAGUCAGCAUACGCCCCCCUCCCGCCCUGCUAUUUCUGAAACUUCCAAAGAAGCCAGCUUUUCCACCCGCCUUCAAACUACCAGAGAAAGGCAGGUCACCACGCCGGGGGGAACUUACCACCCUCCCUCGCAACAUCGGCCGCCUUACCAACCAUCUCUGGACCACACCCCCCCUCAACUCACCCAACACCCCCCUCCCCCUCAGGAGAGAAGCUUUCUUCCACGCUACAGAACUAUCUCCACUGCCAGCACAAGCAGUGAGAGAAGCAUGCCGUCCCCAGCCAGCAGUCUGGGGACCCUCCCUGCAGGCAGCAUGGCGAACGGCUCGCAGGGCCCAGCCUCGGGACGCAGCAGUCCCGCCAGCGUGUACUUCCAGUCCCAGAGGUCCAGCAUGACAUCUUUGGCAGAUUCUGGGGUGGAGGUGUUCCGAUCAGGCACCCCCAUGUUCGUGAAGGACACCUCGUCCUACUGGUACAAACCCAACAUCUCGCGGGAUGAAGCUAUCGCCAUGUUGAAGGACAAGGCUCCGGGCACCUUUAUUGUGAGGGACAGCCAUUCCUUCCCAGGAGCCUUUGGGCUGGCCCUAAAGGUCGCGACACCACCCCCAGCAGUCCUACAGCAGGGGAGGAAAGGAGACAUGUCGAAUGAGUUGGUGAGGCACUUCCUGAUCGAGCCCACAUCUCGCGGAGUCAAGCUGAAGGGAUGUGCAAAUGAACCUGUCUUUGGGAGUCUGUCAGCUCUGGUGUACCAACACUCCAUCACUCCGCUGGCCCUGCCCUGCAAACUGCUCCUCCCUGAAACAGACCCGGCAGAUCCCACCCCUCCUGCCGAGAGUGCCAAACCCGCGGAAACGCCGACUCCCCAGCGCAGGACAGAGAACGAGAUAGAAAGUAUUGAGUUAAUAGAGAUGGAAGUACAGGCGGCAGAUCCAGGGUUGCUAGCGGCAACCAGCCCGAGCGCUGUGAGCAGUCCCAAACCUGAUCUAGGAGGAUCAUCAGCACAAACGCUACUUCAGCAGGGUGCAGCCUGUAAUGUUUUAUACAUCAACUCCAUCGAUAUGGAGUCUCUGACCGGCCCGAACGCGGUCAGGAAAGCAAUGGCAGUGACCACAUCGCUGGACCCCCCUCCCACCGCCACCAUCGUACACUUCAAGGUGUCCUCGCAAGGCAUCACGCUCACCGACAGCGAGAGGAAGAUCUUCUUCAGACGACACUACCCUGUGAACUCGGUGACCUACUGUGGGAUGGACCCAGAAGACAGGAGAUGGAAACACACAGGACAGAGCUCCACCCUGAGCGCAAAAUGUUUUGGUUUCGUGGCGAGGAAAGUGGGGAGCAGCGUGGACAAUGCCUGCCACUUGUUUGCAGAGUUGGACCCCGACCAGCCAGCCUCCGCCAUCGUCAAUUUUGUCAGUAAAGUCAUGAUCGGCAGCCACAGAAGAGAAUCGGGAGGAAGUCAGCAAAGUAUACAGUCGAUAUAGACCCUGCCCCACCCCCGCGUGGGAAUAGGUAGUGCCAAGUCAAUGUGUUGGGUGAUGCCAAGUGGUGGACUUGGGGAGGGGCAGGAUGGAGAUGGAAUAGAGUUAGUCAGUGAGGAGGUAUACAUAUGAUGGAGAGCCUGAGGUUUGUCAGGAAAAAAAGUGCAGCUUUUCCCCACGAGAGACCUGCAUGCAAGAAAAGCAAUUGUAGCUGUCAUGAUCAGUUGGGACAUGUACAUGUAAAAAUAGACGAAAAAAAAAAAAGAGUCUAGAUGCAAGAAACAAUGUAAAUGUAUAUAUAUAUAUAUAUAUACCAACCUUUCCACAAAGAUUGGUACCGACAAUGUACCCACUUUUCAACGUGCCUAUACCGGAGCGCGCUCUGCGAACGGGGGACUCAGACGAGUAUAAAAUACGGAGGAUGUGCGACAAUGGAGGGAGCAUGAGAGACGGAGAUGUUGCCUGUAUUUAUCCUACUGUACGGGUAUGGGUGAUGUGCAAGAAUCGGAAACUUGACGGAUUUCUGCAAGAGUUACGAGAGGACAGUCUCCCUUGUGUCCUGGAGGGAAGGAAAGGGACGACGGAGGUGGAUACGGAAUGAACUGUACGUAAAGAAGAGAGGCGUUGACAAAAAAAAAUUCAUCAGGGAAAUUGGAGUGAAGCCAGCAGAGAAUUCGUGCUUGGAUUACUUAACUGAUGUUGUUUAGAUGCUGUUUCUUGCCUUUUUUGGACGCAGCCCUUCUGUGCUGUAGAAAGCACGCUAUUUUUCGACGGAGGAGAGCCGAAACAUGACGUUUUGGCUGUUGCAAUAACAAUCAUUGCUGGUUUGUCUCUUUCUCUGGGGGGAGGGAAAGUCCGUUCACUACAUCUUUGUAGCAGUCUUUCUCUCAUGCUCUAUUGUACUUGAUAACUGUAUUUAUUGUAAAAGAGUUGUAUCUGCAAUAAGGAAGUUAUGAUAUGCUAGUACCAUAGUAUUUACAUACGAUCAUAUGGUUUUUUGACCUUCUACGAUGCGCUAUCAAAUGUAGUGCAAAAUGAUGAAAUUAUUACGUUUAACCUAAAAAAAUCAUUAUCCCGAUAUUAUUCACAGUGAAAAAAAAUUAUGCCUGUUGUGUUCAGUAUCUCUAGAAGUGUAGAAUACAAGGAAACAGGAUAUAAGAUAUUUAUCCUCAGAUAACCAGUCGGAAAUUUCAUUGUGACGAAAGUGCACAAAACAAUCAAAAAGCGAAAGUUCUAAAAAGAUGACGUCACGACGGUGAUGCUGAACUUUCUUGUAAUUACGUAUAUAGAUCACACUUAAUAUUUAUAUAGACACAACUUCCAAUUUAUUUUAUUAUUAUACCAUAGGUUAUAUUUUGUAAGACGUCUUGAUUUUACUGUUCUUGCUGUUGUAGCUUAAGAGUAGUGAGCGCUGUUUGAUUGCAAGGCGUUUCUCAGUGUGCUAAUCAUGUGACAUAAACCACAGUUAUGCCUGUGUAUUGUAUAAAGGAUUGCAGCAGUCUCAACUGCCAGCUUUACAUGAUUUCAUGCUUAAUAAACUACAACAUACAAGUA
This is a messenger RNA of Branchiostoma floridae (Florida lancelet), 9209 nucleotides long. RefSeq names its product tensin-like. Gene Ontology annotation, molecular function: protein binding; protein tyrosine phosphatase activity. NCBI's taxonomy places the organism in Eukaryota, Metazoa, Chordata, Leptocardii, Amphioxiformes, Branchiostomatidae. The record is from RefSeq and is a predicted model, not a curated record. Gene Ontology annotation, biological process: protein dephosphorylation.